Rhinopithecus roxellana (golden snub-nosed monkey) is the source of this 1694-nucleotide messenger RNA. RefSeq names its product kelch domain containing 9 (gene KLHDC9). The transcript has 5 exons. The record is from RefSeq and is a predicted model, not a curated record. Bases 520 to 1572 code for a protein of 350 amino acids. Lineage: Eukaryota; Metazoa; Chordata; Mammalia; Primates; Cercopithecidae. Gene Ontology annotation, molecular function: cyclin binding.
GCACGCCUCAGCCAAACCGGUUGGAGUGGGUUGUGCUGAAAUUUUUGUUUGUGUCAAUGGGACUUGAGCCGGAGUAAGAAACCCUGAAGCCAAAUGAUCCCUCCCGGCCCUAGUGGAGCAGCACCUGCACCUCAAAUGUCAUAAUCGCAAAUCAGUUCACAGCUGAGAUCACAAGAGUUUAUUCUGAGGAGCCGACUGUCCUCCGACUUUCUGAAGUUAACAAUCUUGCAAGAUUUUUAUUGACCUGAUACAGCUACGGUUCUCGAUAGCAACCCAGGUGUCCUGUCUCCACGGUGACUGCUGCUUUGCGACCUUCGGUUUGCAGCGGUCGCGCUGCAGCCGCUGCAGUGGUUGCUGGGCGACGGCGGAGAGAAAGCCGGGGCUUGAGGUGGGAACCCCGGUUGGCAUCUGGUAGGGGGAGGUUCCCGGGGAAGCCCGCGGAAGGCGAGGUGCCCAGCCUGCCAUGUAGGGGCUCGUUCCAAGCCGCAGACCCCACCGCUCUUCCUCUCCCCGGGGCCCAUGGCGGUGGCCGUGCCCCCGGGUCGGGCCGCAGGCUCAGGCUGGGCCUGGAGGCCAGUGGCGCGGGACGCGCUUUUGGCUAGGGCCUUCCAUUCAUGCACCGAACUGCGGGGACGGUUCUAUCUCGUAGGUGGUCUCCUAGCAGGAGGAACGAGACAGCCCAGCAGCGAUACGGUGGUCUUCGACCCGGCUAGGGGCCAGGCCGUACGAUUGGGAUCCCGGGGCAGCCCCCCGCGCAGUCACCACGACGCGGCACCCGUGGGCGGGCGUUGGCUCUGCGUGGUGGGCGGCUGGGACGGGUCUCGCCGCCUGGCCACAGUGACCGCGCUGGACACAGAGCGCGGUGUGUGGGAGGCGUGGACAGCGACCCCUGGUGACUGCCCCCCCGCCGGCCUCAGUAGUCACACCUGCACCCGCAUCUCUGACCAAGAGCUGCAGGUGGCUGGCCGGGAGGGCGGUAUCCACACUCAACGACGCUAUGGAAGCAUCUACACAUUAAGGCUGGACCCCAGCGCCCGCACCUAUUGCUACAAGCAAGAAGGCUGCCACAUAGCCUCACGCUCAGGUCACUGUGCGGCCCUGCUCCAAACUCCUGGACCCCAUCCAGGUCAUCAGCUAUUGCUCGUUGGAGGUUGCAACUUAGCUGAACCAGAAGUAGCUGGGCAUUGGAGUCAUGGGAAAAUAAAGGAGGAACCACCUGUUGCUCCUCAUUUGGUGGAACAGCUUGCAAGGCUUGUGAGCAGUGGGCAGGGGUCCCAGAAGGGGCCCCAUGGACUGCGGCAUCACUCAUGUUCUGUGGUUGGGCCCUUUGCUGUGCUGUUUGGUGGAGAAACUCUGACCAGAGCUAGAGACACCAUCUGCAAUGAUCUCUACAUCUAUGAUACCCGCACAUCUCCUCCUCUGUGGUUCCACUUACCCUGUGCAGAUCGCGGGAUGAAACGCGUGGGCCAUCGCACCUGCCUUUGGAAUGAUCAGCUUUACCUGGUUGGGGGUUUUGGUGAGGAUGGCAGAACAGCCAGCCCACAGGUUUGCAUUCUGGACUUCCUUAUCUAAAUGGUGCCGAGACACACCACUAAGCUUCGUUUUGUUUUGCUUUGUUGCAAAUCUAUAAAGCAUUAUCACCACAGCUAUCUGCUUCACUUCAAAUGCUUAUUAAAUUUCAAUCUGAGACUCAA